Messenger RNA from Pieris macdunnoughi, 1779 nucleotides. The record is from the annotation of a GenBank genome assembly. NCBI's taxonomy places the organism in Eukaryota, Metazoa, Arthropoda, Insecta, Lepidoptera, Pieridae.
AUGGCAGCUGCAGAUUCUAAUUAUUGCUUCAUUUCUAUCGAUGUUGGAUCUUUUGGAAAAGAAGCUGAUAGUAAUGUAUUUAGAAGUUCAAAUUUCGGACAGAAACUUUACCAUGACAUGUUAGACCUACCCGAGGAUAAAAUACUCCCCGGUCUGGGUGCGGCGCAGCUGGCUUUAGCAACCAGUAUGGAGCAAUUCGAGUUCGCAUGUAUCGGGGCCUCCAUGACGGAGGACGAGCGCGUCAUCAGCCAUUCACUGCAGCACUUCGCGCACCUCAUUCGCACCAUCGAGGAUGAACGGGAUCGCAUGCUGGGGCGCGCCCACGAGCAAAUUAUUCAGCCGCUGGAGAAGUUCCGCAAGGAGCACAUCGGCGCCGUCAAGGAAGGAAAGAAGAAGUUUGACAAAAAGACUGCCAAAUUUUGCCAGAGCCAGGAGCGCACUCUGUCGCUGUCGACCAAGAAACAGGAAAACGUAUUCCAAGAGGCCGACGCGGCGCUGGAGAUGGCGGAGCGGGACUUCUGCCAGGCGUCGCUCGAGUACGUGUUCCAGCUGCAGGCCGUGCAGGAGCGCGAGAAGUUCGAGCUGGUCGAGACGCUGCUCGGCUUCGUGUUCGGCUGGUGGACCUUUCACCACACGGCGCACGACGUGCACCACGACGCCGAGCCCCUCGUGCGCGACCUGCAGCUGCGCAUCCAACGGACGCGGAGCAACUUCGAGGAGACGAGCAAGCAGACCGAGUCGCUGAUGAAGAAGAUGAUGGAGAUGAGGCAGACGCACCGGGAGGACGCGCCGGAGGACGGAGGACGGCGCGGCUACCUCUUCCUCAUGGAGAAGAAGGCGUUCGGCACCACGUGGAGCAAGCACUACUGCGGCUACGAGCGCGCCUCGCGGGUUCUCUCGCUAAUGCCGUACAACCAGAUCAACCCCAAGUCCUGCGGCGCCGCAGACGCCGUGGCCGUGGCGGGAGCGCGCGCCGCCGACGUCGCCCUCGAGCGCCGAUUCUGCUGGGACGCCGUACCCGCCGACGGCGACAGGGCCCCGCUCACCCUGCAGGCGCUCGGCGACCGCGACCGCGCCCGCUGGAUGCGCGCGCUGGACACGCUGCCGCCCGCCGCGCCGCCCGCCCGCCCGCCGCUCUCGACGCUCGAGCCCGCCUGGGGGCUCGACGACGCCGGCUUCGCCUUCGCGCGCCGCCUCAUCGCCGCCCUCGAGGCGCGCGGGCUCGACGAGCAGGGCCUGUACCGCGUCGCCGGCGUCGCCUCGAAGGUGGCCCGCCUCGUGGCGCUCGGCCGGGCCGGCCGGCUGCCCGUCGCGCUGGCGCCGCUCGAGUGGGAGAGCCGCACGCUCACGUCGGCCCUCAAGGCCUACCUCCGGGCGCUGCCCGAGCCGCUGCUCACGUGGCGCCUGCACGGCCGCUGGCUGGCCGCGGCCAAGUGCGAGUCGCGCGCCGAGCGGGCGCGUUCGCUGGCGACGCUCGUGCGCGCGCUGCCGCCGCCCAACCGCGAGAUGCUGCGGCUGCUGCUGUCGCACCUGCGGCGCGUGGCGGCCCGCAGCGCGCUCAACCUGAUGGGCGCCUGCAACCUCGCCGUGUGCUUCGGCCCCACCCUGCUGCGAGCCGAGCGCGAGACGGUCGCCUCCAUCCUGGAGCUUAAGUUCUACAACGUGCUCGUGGAGGCGCUCAUCGAAGACGCGCCCGAUCUGCCCGACUCGCCCGACCCGUCGGAGUCGCCCCGCUCGCCCGAUUCGCCCGCCCGCAACGGUGCGGCGCCCGACACGUGA